UUUCGUAUUUUCAAAAUUAUACAUGCCUUAGAUUUUCGUGGGGGCGUGGCAAAAUUUUGAAAAAAAUGAUUUAAUGAGAUAUGACGGGAUUCUGGAUUCCAAAUUUGGUUGCUCCAGCUCUUAUAGGACGGACGGACAGACAGAUAUGGCUAUAUCGACUCGGCUAUUAACGCUGAUCAAAAAUAUAUAUACUUUACGGGGUCGGAAACGAUUCCUUCUGGUCGUUACACGCAUCCACUUCCAGCCAAAAACCGAAUAUACCCCUAUACUCUUUGGGUAUCGGGCAUUAAAACAUCUUUAGUCUCUUGCUUGCCAGGGCAUUCCUUUUCGCCAAUAAUUGCAAAUGUCUUUGGAAGUUAAUUUCUCCAGACUGGUCGGACCACCGCCCUAAGAAGCAGCUGUGAAAUUCUCGCCAGGCCCCUGCCAUUGACCAUAGCCAAUUAUCAAACGUACUCGUAUCUGUACGCCUUCAAAGUCGCAUUCAUUGGGAACAACUAGUACUGUACGGUUAUACGGACUUGAAGAUGGUCGAACGGGUCGGAUUCAGUCUGAGCGAUAAAGGAAAGAGUUUCUUGAAGCCGUAUAUCGCGAUCAGGAUGGUUUAUCGGAGGCCGGAUGAGUGUCCCGAGCACACAGUGCCAUACCUAAACCGAGAUCAGCUAAAAGCUAUUGGAUAUUACCCGAACUCGGAGGAAAGCAGCCGACCCGGUCGAAGGAACUGGCAUCUGUUCGUUAUGAUUAAGGCGACGAUAUUUUUCGGCUCAGUGACUUAUGCCAUUUUCGAAUCCCUGGACAACAUUGUGGAAUGGGGUCGGGAUCUCGCCUUCAUAAUAGCGUCGUUUUUCAUAUAUUUCAAGCUGAUAUAUUUCCUGCUGUAUGCCGAUAACGUGGACGAGGUAAUCGACGGCCUCGAGGAUUGCUACCGUUGGGAGAGAGCGGGCCCGGCUGCUGCAGGAGUGCGAUCGGCAAAACGCUUGCAUUAUCUGAUUGUCAUCGGAAUGCAAAUUGUUUGGCUGGCUUUCAUGGUAGUCUUCGUCCUGCUAUUGGUUACCACGCCCCUCUGGACAGAACUGUCGCUACCGUUCCAUGCAGCCUUUCCGUUUCACUGGCACGAUCCUUCGAAGCAUCCGUUCACGCACAUUCUCAUCUACUUGUCGCAAACUUUCGACUCUGCCUACUUUCUCAUGUGGCUCAUCUCCAUCGAAGGCAUGUCAGUGGCCAUUUAUUCCCAGCUGACGACUGCGUUGAGUGUCCUGUGCGUUGAACUUCGGCAGCUCCACCAGUUCUGCGAUGGAGACGAGGAUCUGCUGCGAUGGGAGAUCAGUCGUCUGGUCAAAUAUCAUCAGAAGAUAAUCAAUCUGGUGGAUCGGUGCAAUGAGGUAUUCCACGGCCCAUUAAUCAUGCAAAUGAUCGUCAACUUCUUGCUGGUCUCCCUGUCGGUCUUUGAGGCAAUGAUGGCCAGGCACGACCCCAAGGUGGCAGGCCAGUUUAUAGUUCUAAUGAUCUUGGCCUUGGGUCAUUUGUCGAUGUGGACGAAAUUCGGGGAUGUAAUGUCGCAGGAGUCGCUGGAAGUGGCCGAUGCUGCCUACGAGGCUUACGAUCCGAAUAUUGCUUCGAAGGCAGUCCAUAAGGAUCUACGCGUUGUAAUUAUGCGAUCCCAAAAUCCGCUGAUAAUGAGAGCCAAUCCCUUUCCUGCCUUCAAUAUGAUAAACUACAUGGCCAUACUCAACCAGUGCUACGGAAUCCUCACCCUUCUGUUGAAUACUAUGGAAUAGGUUCUACUAAAUUCUAUAUAUGUAUUUCGAUGUACAGUUUUGAACUUUAAGCUCGGCUUCUGAAGCAUUUGAUAAUGCACUUAUAUUUAAUCGAUUCCCAUAUGAAACCCACGGCUUUCCCAUCCUCCAAGUCCCGGAUCCUGCUGUCAUCGACGGUUCAACGAUUGACCAGCGUUUGAUAACCUAUUUCCAGAAUUGCUUUUUGUUGGUUCCUCGACGGCAAACAAGUUUCCAUGAAGUUCAGUAAAUUUGCGACUAAAGAUGGCAAUAAAUGGCAAUGCAAUCUG
This is a messenger RNA of Drosophila pseudoobscura, 2062 nucleotides long. Its product is annotated as putative odorant receptor 65c. The record is from RefSeq and is a predicted model, not a curated record. NCBI's taxonomy places the organism in Eukaryota, Metazoa, Arthropoda, Insecta, Diptera, Drosophilidae. Gene Ontology annotation, biological process: detection of chemical stimulus involved in sensory perception of smell; sensory perception of smell. Gene Ontology annotation, cellular component: plasma membrane. Bases 525 to 1775 code for a protein of 416 amino acids. Gene Ontology annotation, molecular function: olfactory receptor activity; odorant binding. The transcript is spliced from 5 exons.